This is a messenger RNA of Juglans microcarpa x Juglans regia, 955 nucleotides long. RefSeq lists its product as uncharacterized. Lineage: Eukaryota; Viridiplantae; Streptophyta; Magnoliopsida; Fagales; Juglandaceae. Bases 230 to 619 code for a protein of 129 amino acids. Gene Ontology annotation, biological process: endoplasmic reticulum to Golgi vesicle-mediated transport; intracellular protein transport. The transcript is spliced from 4 exons. Gene Ontology annotation, cellular component: endoplasmic reticulum membrane; endoplasmic reticulum. The record is from RefSeq and is a predicted model, not a curated record.
GGUGGCACCGACGUUGGACCGAGCAGCGUCCCUUCCGAAAAAUCAAUCCUCGUAGUCGUGGAAAGCCACGCUCACACUGCCCAAUAGGUACUGAUAUCUAUAGAAUCACUCUUUCGGUGGUUUUUCCUUGGACUUUAAGCCAAGCAUCGUCAAGACAACCCAAAAACAAGACCAAAGGACGAGGCUCAUCAGCAGAAUUAGAAGUAUAUCUUGAGAGAGAGGGAGAGAGAUGGCGUUGCAGUGGAUGAUACUGACGUACAUGGUGGCGGUAGAGGCAGCCAUAGCUGUUUUAUUGACCCUGCCUUCACCCAAGCUUGUCAAGGAUCGUCUGGUCUCUUUGGUUUCGCUUAUUCUGCAACCUUGCCUCUUCGUCGUCCCCUUCGCAGGCUUCCAGCUCCUGGAUAUCUAUUGGAAGAACGAGCAUCGCUUGAUGUGCACAUCUGAGAUCUGCACGGCUUCUGAGAGAGAUCGCUAUGAGAAAUCCAUCUACAAAGCUCAAAGGAAUGUCAUUCUGUGUGCUGUAUCAAUCCUUCUGUAUUGGUCAGUGUACCGCAUUUGUAAAUAUCACAAGGAGAUUCAGAAAUUGGAGGAAGAUGAGAAGAAGUCCAAGGAACAGUAGCUUUCUUAUCCGUGCCCUUCUAUUAAAUUAGUGGGAGACGACAGAUUAUGUUACUCAACUAAAUUAGUGGAAGACGACAUAUUAUGUUACUCGACGGUGUAUGGACAGCCAAAAUUGCUUCUACUUUUUGCUAUUGUGCUAGGAACUUCAUGUAUGUCCAAUGCAGUCACUACUUGUGCAUGUGUGUGUGUGCUUUUUGUAGCUCUAAGCUGCUCUUUGUUUUGUUAAUUCCAUAGAAAACCACUAGUCACCCUCUUGAGCUUUUGGGAUGUUUGUUUAAGCCAUAUACUAUUGGAAAAAGUUUGAAGCCUUAGGUGCGAUUGAUGCCCUAGAAAA